This is a messenger RNA of Closterium sp. NIES-67, 2015 nucleotides long. The record is from the annotation of a GenBank genome assembly. NCBI's taxonomy places the organism in Eukaryota, Viridiplantae, Streptophyta, Zygnematophyceae, Desmidiales, Closteriaceae.
CAUUUCAAACUUCUCUAAGUCAUUUUGAAGAGCUUCUCCAAGAUCUUCAUCAACUCCAACCCCUCUCAAGACCCUUUUCAGCUACAACCUCUUCUCCUACCUCCACAAUUCAAGUUUUGAAGAGAGAAUAUAUUCUCUCUUGCCCACCUUGUUGGUGGAAGGCUCCCUUGUGGAGUGUCAUUACCGCAUUGCUAACACACUUUUCGUCAUACAGCUCGAGGAAGCUGGAACCCCGACGCCAGACAUUGAGGAUUUUCCACCUCAGAUGAAGGUACUGGCGGAUGAAUUUAAGGAGGUUUUUGAGUCUAUUCCAGAUGGCCUCCCUCCUGACCGCGCCGUGGGCCACACCAUCCCUGUGGAGCCUGGAAAGCUCCCACCGUUUCGACCUCUGUAUCGCCUCAGUCCAGCUGAGUACAAGGAGGCUAAACAACAGAUUGAGGAGUACCUCAGGAAGGGAUGGAUUGAGCCAAGCGCAUCACUAUAUGAAGCACCAAUCUUGUUCGUUAACAAGAAGGGUGGUGGCUUACGCAUGUGCGUCGACUACCGCGCCUUAAACAACAUCACGAUCAAGAACAGAUAUCCUCUUCCAAGGAUAGAAGACCUGUUCGAUCGACUCCAGGGUGCUCAGUGGUUUAGCGCGUUGGAUCUGGCACAAGGGUACCACCAACUGCGCUUCACUGAGGAAGAUGUUCCAAAGACGGUGUUCCGUUCGCCGUUUGGCCAUUUUCAAUGGCGCGUGCUGAGCUUUGGCUUGACCAAUGCUCCGGCCUCUUUUCAGAGGGCCAUGAACGAUGUGUUUCGCGAAGCUAUCGGACACUUCGUUCUGGUUUACCUCGACAAUAUCUUGGUUUAUUCCAAGACUGAAGAGGAGCACACUCAACGCCUAAAAUGGGUGCUAGGGAAGUUGCGAGAACACAAGUUCUAUGCUCGUUUAUGGAAAUGCCAUUUCUACAAACGCGAGCUGGAAUACCUCGGUCAUCUUGUCGGGAACAACAGACUUAAAGUCGACCCCAAGAAGGUGGUGGCUGUUCAGAAUUGGCCCGUCCCACAGGACGUGGGUCAGAUCAGGUCCUUCCUAGGCCUGGCCAAUUAUUUCCGCCGGUUCUUGGAAAAUUACUCGACUGUCGUUGCCCCUCUAACAGCACUCACCCGAAAGGGUACUGCAUGGGAGUGGACUCGACAAUGCCAAGAGGCAUUUGACAAAGUCAAAAACAAAGCUGACCAAUGCUCCGAUUUUGACGCCUCGACAGUAGGGAUUGGGGCGGUACUCUUGCAGGAGGGCCGUCCUGUGGCAUUUGAGAGUAGGAAACUCUCCUCGGCAGAGCAGCGCUAUACGACGUCAGAACAAGAGUUGCUGGCGGUCUUGCAUGCGCUGCGAACAUGGCGAUGUUAUCUGGAAGGUGUGGAGUUUGUGGUCACGAUAGACCACUGUCCGAACACCUAUUUCUCUACUCAAGCCACGCUCACUCGGUGCCAAGCCCGCUGGGCAGAACUCCUUAGUGGGUUCACAUUCAAUAUUCGAUAUCGUGCAGGUUCUACAAACAUGGCUGACCCCCUCAGCAGACAACCGAUAGGGGCAGCGACUGGGCUUGAUGAAACCGAGGAUAAGGCAAUCGUGGUACCCCACGUGGGUAACCUGCGGAAUGAUAUAAUUGAGGAAGUGCAUAGCACCAAGUACGGGGGACACAUGGGUAUCAAGAAAACCCGGUGGGCCUUAAGUGAUGUGUACUGGUGGCCUGGAUUGGGGACUGAGGUCCAACAAUUCGUGUCGCGUUGUGAUGCAUGCGCACGCAACAAGCCAGACACAAAAAAGCCUGGUGGUUUGCUUCAACCACUGGAGAUUCCAGACGAACCUUGGGAGAGUGUCUCACUGGAUUUCAUCACAGACCUCCCAAAAACACGUGACGGUCAUACUGCGAUCUUGGUCUUUGUGGAUCGAUUGACCAAAAUGGUGCACUUUGUGGCUACUACAACAGACGUAUCUGCGUAAGAUACGGCCAAGUUGUUUGUAGCAC